AUUUAUCAUUAGCAAUACCCAUCACCAAUUCAUUAACAUUUAUAUUUACAACCAUUGCUGCUAGUUUAUUAGGUGAAGAAAUUGGAAAUAAAGUAACUUGGAUAGGAAUGGGAUUGGUAGUAUUUGGAGUGG
Molecule: messenger RNA, 132 nt
Organism: Dentiscutata erythropus
Lineage: Eukaryota; Fungi; Glomeromycota; Glomeromycetes; Diversisporales; Gigasporaceae
Source: the annotation of a GenBank genome assembly